Molecule: messenger RNA, 1901 nt
Organism: Pistacia vera
Lineage: Eukaryota; Viridiplantae; Streptophyta; Magnoliopsida; Sapindales; Anacardiaceae
Product: butyrate--CoA ligase AAE11, peroxisomal-like
Exons: 2
Coding region: 76-1809 (577 amino acids)
Source: RefSeq, a predicted model, not a curated record
ACCAUAUACAAAUAAAAAAUAUCACUUCCCUUUCUCUUAUUCUUCAUUCUAAAACUCAAUACCAUCUUUCUUUCAAUGGAUCAUCUCCCCAAAUGCAAAGCAAAUUAUGUCCCUCUUACCCCUUUGAAUUUCUUGAACAGAGCCGCUUCCGCUUAUGCCAACCGUACCUCUGUUAUUUAUGAGAGAACACGUUUCACUUGGAAACAAACGCAUGAACGUUGUCUCCGACUAGCUUCUUCUCUUCGCUCUCUCAACAUUGUCAAAAACAGUGUUGUGUCGGUUCUGGCUCCGAACAUUCCUGCCAUGUACGAGAUGCACUUUGCCGUGCCUAUGGCUGGAGCUGUUCUCAACACCAUCAACACAAGGCUGAACGCUAAGAACAUAGCCUCAAUUCUCCGUCACUCGGAGGCGAAAGUCUUCUUUGUAGACUGCCAAUUUGUGUCAUUGGCGAGCGAGGCUAUGAGAUUACUGAUAGGUGACUCCCAGGAGUCCACAUUCGUUGCAGCUGAAUCAUCAAUUCCUUUGGUGAUCGUCAUAGACGACAUAGACUCGCCCACCGGCGUCCGUCUUGGUGAGUUGGAGUAUGAACAACUGAUCCUGAAGGGAAAUCCAAUGUUUGUCCCAGAUGAAAUCCUAGAUGAAUGGGACCCAAUCACGUUGAAUUAUACAUCCGGAACAACAUCGGAGCCUAAAGGAGUUGUUUACAGCCAUAGAGGAGCUUAUUUGAGUACUCUGAGCUUAAUUUUGGGGUGGGAAAUGGGGAGUGAGCCGGUUUAUCUCUGGUCUCUCCCCAUGUUCCACUGUAAUGGCUGGACCUUCACGUGGGGCAUCGCCGCACGCGGUGGGACCAACGUUUGCCUCCGCAACACGACGGCGUACGAUAUGUACCGCAACAUUUCACUCCACAAAGUCACUCAUAUGUGCUGCGCACCCAUCAUUUUCAACAUUCUCCUCGAGGCCAAACCGCACGAGCGCCAGAAAAUCGUUUCUACAGUACAAACACUCACUGGAGGCGCACCCCCACCGGCCUCACUCUUAGAAAAAAUGGAACACCUCGGUUUCCACGUGACUCACGCUUAUGGGCUCACGGAAGCCACUGGUCCGGCACUGGUUUGCGAGUGGCAAUCCGAGUGGAACCAGUUGCCGCGCCACGAACAGGCAAAAAUCAAGGCACGUCAAGGGAUCAGCAUACUGACACUGGCGGAUGCGGACGUCAAAAACAUGAACACGAUGAGAAGCGUCCCGCGUGAUGGGAAAACGAUGGGGGAAAUAGUUUUAAGAGGAAGCAGUAUAAUGAAAGGUUACUUUAAAGACGAAAAGGCGACUUCGAAAGCGUUCGAUAAUGGAUGGUUUAAGACUGGAGAUGUUGGGGUUAUUCAUCCUGAUGGGUACAUGGAAAUAAAAGAUCGAUCAAAGGAUGUGAUAAUCUCAGGAGGAGAAAAUAUAAGCAGUGUUGAAGUUGAAAAUGUAUUAUACAGACAUCCAAAAGUGUUAGAGGCGGCAGUGGUGGCAAUGCCACAUAAACGUUGGGGGGAGAGUCCAUGUGCUUUUAUUGUGGCAAAAAACAACGGUUCAGAUGAGGACGUUAGAGAAGUAGAUAUCAUUGCUCAUUGCCGUAAAAAUUUAUCACAUUUUAUGGUACCCAAGAAGGUUGAGUUCUUGCCGGAAUUGCCUAGAAAUCCAACUGGGAAGGUUUUAAAGGAAAAAUUAAGGGCAAUUGCUAUCAACUUUGUUGUCAGUAAAGUGACCAGUGGUGAGAUUUCUUACGAUGCUCAGCCUCCACAGAUCCUUGCUUUAUCUCGGCUUUGAAUACUAGUGUUGUUUAAUUCUAAAUAAAAUAAACAUGUAUAUACACGUUAUUAAUUACUUGUCAUCGGCUUAUAAUAUAAUAUUUUAUUAUA